UAUUUGAGAAACACUUCAAACCAGAGCAAGUGUAUUUGUAGAUCGUCACAAUUUGUGAGGUUUUUUUUUAUAUGUGUCAUCAGUGUUUAAUACAAGUUAUGCCGGACAGGGGUUCAACAUGCCUGGAUGGAGGAUCAUAUUUCUUCAAUUAUCGUCAAUGUGUCAGUUGCUACAAGAAAGCAAAUAUUCUCAUCACGAAUAGGAGACAGGACGAAGAUGAGGACGGAAUGGAAAUCAUUGAAUAUCAACAUGUUUGUGAGAAGUGUGGGCACAUAAUUGCAAGUCAUGAAUACACUUUUCAAGUUAAUGGAAAUUAUCAAGAAUAUGAAAUGAACUGUAAACUUUGUGGUUUUGGUCAAGACAGAGUUUGUGUGUUUCCUCAUGAUCCUGAAAAAUCUCGUAGUAUAUUUUGAAACCAUAGGAAGUUGAGUACCAUAAACUUUGCUUCACUGAAAAUGUAAAUAUCGUUGCCCCAAGCCAGUUCAGCAUAAAUAUAUGUAUGUUCAACAAAAA
Messenger RNA from Xenia sp. Carnegie-2017, 513 nucleotides. RefSeq names its product protein Churchill-like. Bases 72 to 413 code for a protein of 113 amino acids. The transcript has 4 exons. The record is from RefSeq and is a predicted model, not a curated record. NCBI's taxonomy places the organism in Eukaryota, Metazoa, Cnidaria, Anthozoa, Malacalcyonacea, Xeniidae. Gene Ontology annotation, molecular function: zinc ion binding. Gene Ontology annotation, biological process: multicellular organism development; fibroblast growth factor receptor signaling pathway; positive regulation of DNA-templated transcription.